CUCCUCUGCUGCCGGGAACGUGGAUCAGGCCUCUGUCAAUUCACUGUCGUUACCUGCCCGUUUGUUUCUUUGACGGCUGGUCGCUUUGCUUUUCUUCUCCUCUGCCCCCCCUCCGACGGAUGUUCUUCUCUCGUCGCGGCCCAGUUUACGUAGCCUCCCACGUUUUCUCCCGCCGAUCACCUUUCAUCCUGUACAUAAUAAGUCGACUUUCUCGUUUAGCGUCUACUCCGUAGCGUCUUGCCGAACCUCCUUCCCCAACCACACGGACAACGAUGUCUUCGGCCGUUUGAUGUCUCUUUGACUGAGCUCUUGAGAAUUGUGGUCAUAGCUGCCCCCUGCUGCAUCUGUGCUCUGCGUGCAGAUGGAGGUCGGGCUGGGGUCAAAUACUCAAGGUCUCUCGGCGGUAUCUUCGUGAAUGGAAAGCUUUUUGUUGGAAACGUCCGCGUUCUUUGUACAUCUAAAAGCUCUUGCUCCCUCGUCCCUCCCGCAAUCUCUCUCCCUCCCUGUGAGUCUUAUUUGGCUUCCUAUCCGGUGAUAUCAACCACUCGGCCGUACGCAAUGGCAUCGGCUCUGUUCUUCGUGUUCUUGUACGUUCUCACCUUCCUUCAAUCGUCAACUCCAGUCAAAGGGAUUGAAUUACUUUACUGCUCUCCUCUUAAUACUGGAUCCGACUUCGACACUGUUAUCAGUGACUUCCAAUCAAAUGGACGAUGCCGUGAAACGUGUAUCGGUAAAUACUCGUUUGCAAUUCUGCAAGGUAAAUCUUGCUGGUGUUCGGAUGCCGUUCCUGGAGAUAUCACGGAUGUCAGCGACUGCAGCGAUAGUUGCCCUGGAUACCCCAAGGACAAAUGUGGAAGCGUGAGAAAAAGACUCUAUGGAUACAUCCAACUUGACAAAAGACCAACCACCACCAUAGCCGGAUCGACCACCUCGUUGACCACCAACCCUACCAGCUCCGAGACUAGCAGCGUGUCAACUCAGACUAUUCCAGGAGGGAUCGCGACGAUAACGAUCCCAAACAAUACUCCUGUUCACACGUCUGACCCUCAGGCUGGCAGCUCAAACCUUAACGGAGGUCAGAUUGCAGGAAUCGUCAUCGGUUCUCUGGCUGGCUUUGGUAUUAUUAUUGCAUUAAUCUUUUUGAUCGUCCGCGCCCAUCGUCGUAGGGAACGACAGCGAUCACAGAGAAACGAGCUUUUUAACCCUUUCCACGAACCGGCAGUCCCAACUCCCGUUUUUCGCCCUCACCUUACUACCGAAAAGCCGCCAGCUCAAUCGUUUCUCCGAGUUCCAAACUCUAGAGACACACGCCUCAAAAAUGGGAUUUACCCAAAUGGAAGCCGCCGUAGUAAUGUGUCUCUGCAGGAUCACCAGGAUUAUUCUCGACCUGUCUUGCGGUUAACCAAUCCCGACCCCCCAAGCUCUGAUUAAUUGGCGGAUUCUUGAUGCGGUUCAGAAGCGCGGCGGCGGGUUCUCGAAACAAGCGUACACGCCACAUUCCACCUUUUGAUACUUGAAACGAAUCUCAUUUACGGUUGUUGGCUUCUCUUUUAUUACAAUGAAACGCAUUUCAGCUAGACGGCGUAGCAGCGCAAGCUUCCAUAUUCGGAUUCCCAAGUUAAUGGCGAUAGUUUUGACUCUCGACUCUAUCUCGCACUUUUCAAAAUUCCCCACCGGAACGAGAUUAUCACCUGUUGUUUUUGAUGCCUCUAGCUAGGGAGAGUCAUCCUAGCAUGUUUCCGUGGUCCAUCGGAAUUUCUUAUUCAUCGUGAUUAUUGAAGAUCUAUUUAUUUUCCUUCCUUCUCUUGUUUCUACAUAGGGCAUUUGGGCGAGACAAAAACAAAAGAGUUUCUACAUUCCGGCGUCGGCGGCAUAGUGAUAGUGAUGGAGGCUCUUCGGGAUGCUCUGGAGUGUUUGGUUUAUUAUUUUAUGGUUCAUAUCUUGUCUUUCACGCCAGGGACCCGGGGGACGCUGGUUUCGAUUUACGACGACGCAGCUUUCGAGGCUCUCGUGUCCUGAACCUGUUGCAUGUACUCUGAUCCGUUUUCCAUUGUUGCAUCCCAUGUUUUCUUCCGAGAUUCACAAGCUUUGGUUUUCUUUAACUGUUAAGAGCAUUGGAAUGGUAUGUGAAUCUCCAAAGAAAAAUGCGACUCCCCUACGUCAUAGCAUGUCUUCGGUAGUCAAUGUGUCAUAGUUGCUAGGGGCAAGGCAGACCCGGCAGAGCUGCGGAAGUUAAAGGCCUUUCCC
Coccidioides immitis RS is the source of this 2247-nucleotide messenger RNA. RefSeq lists its product as uncharacterized. The transcript has 6 exons. The coding region runs from base 559 to 1431 and encodes 290 amino acids. NCBI's taxonomy places the organism in Eukaryota, Fungi, Ascomycota, Eurotiomycetes, Onygenales, Onygenaceae. The record is from RefSeq and is a predicted model, not a curated record.